Xiphophorus maculatus (southern platyfish) is the source of this 1449-nucleotide messenger RNA. RefSeq names its product basal body-orientation factor 1-like. The transcript has a single exon. NCBI's taxonomy places the organism in Eukaryota, Metazoa, Chordata, Actinopteri, Cyprinodontiformes, Poeciliidae. The record is from RefSeq and is a predicted model, not a curated record. The coding region runs from base 1 to 1449 and encodes 482 amino acids.
AUGGCGCCCAGUAAAGGAAAGAAGAAAAAAGGUCGGACAACUCUGAAAGACCACAUACUUAUCUUCGAAAAAGAAAAGAAGAGAAUGGCCAAAAUGUAUGAAACCAGCACUAAACUUUGGGAGAUGAAGCUGAAGAGAACUAAGAAGGAUUUAGCCUUCCACCAGCAGGAACUCUACAAGAAGGCCUGCGAGACUGAGCAAGUAAAAAGCGCAAUAUUCAUGGUGGAGAAUUGCGGUAUUGGCGUCACCGAUUUUUGGCUCAACGAAUUAAAAGAAAGAGAUGAGAAGCUCAAAGUGAUGGGGGAAAGGCUCAAAAAGCAAGAAGAGAUUGCAGCACAACAGAAACUUGAGUUGGAAAAUGAAAGGAAGCGAGAUCUCAAAAGGUUUGAGGAAGAAAUUUUAAAGAGGAAAGCCACCGAGGCACGGGUACAGAGAAAAAUUACUAACAUUAGAAAGCAAAUGCAAGUGUCUAAAGAAGAAUACAGAAAAAGCAUAAGAGAAAAAGAAAAGAGAUAUUCAGUCUUACUGAAGGACUCACAGGAGAAAGAAUGGAACUUCAUACGCAAAGAAGGGGAGACGAAUAAGUUGAGGGCUGAGCAGGACAAAAACAUUGCCGAAUUGGAAAGUGAACUUUUCAGUGUUAAAAGGGAGAGAAACUGGCUAAUUGAAAACCUAAAAUCUGCCUUGAUUGAUUUAGAUGACGUGAAUCAACUGGCUGAGUCACUGUCUAUUGACAAAUUCUCACUGGCAAUGGGCAAAAACAUUCUGGCAAUAAAAUUAGAGAGAAGCUUUUGUGAGAUGGCAUGUGUACAACAAAUGCUUGAUGAAGUCACGGCCAGAGCUGCUCCCCUGGAAGAGGCCCUCAAGAAAAUGGAAGAAGAAAAAACAGAGAAUGAAAAAAGAAACCAAGUCGCCAUCCAGGCCAGUCAGGUCGAGUUGGACAAACUACAGAAAAUUAUUGCCAUGCGAGAGAAGGAGAUCUGUCAAGUGAAGCAGCUGGCGAGGACCAUUGUGGAGAAACGCAGAGACAUGGAGGUGUUUUUCCACCAAGCCCUGGAUGACGUCCGACAGGAGAUAGCUGACGAAAGAAAGCGGAACGCAAAGGAGGCAUAUCGAAACUACUAUCAGAAAUUUAGAGACGGAGGAAAAGGAAAGGGAAAGUUCCCCCUCAUCCAUACCUUCGAUCAAACUCCCAACAGCACCAAUUCUGUGUACUCAGACAUGAAGGAAACUGGAAAUUGGCCCCAUGGCCCUGGCAAAGAGGUUUACAUGUCUGAUCUCACUUGGGAGCAAAAAGAAAAAGUGCUCACUCUUCUCUUUGCUAAAAUGAACGGAGAUGCAGAACGUGCAUCAAAAUCGAGUACGACGAGGCUUGACUGUCAUUUCCGAAGUGCAGACUGGCUCCACCACCAUGGUCCAAAAGAAGGUGGAUUUGUGAAAGUUCUGUAG